AUGGAUAUCGAUGAAGAUGAUGAUUUUUAUGCGCCGGAGGAGAGUGUGCCACUUUCAUCAAAUGAUGCCAAUCCAGCAGAAACUGCGCAGCAUGAAGUCAGAUCCGAACAGCAGGAGGAAGAUUUAGAGGAAGGCGAGGAGGAAGAUGAGGGAGAAGAUAGUGAUUCGGACAUAGAUAUUAUAACAGAAAAGAAAGAUGGCGCUCCACCACCCUCAAAACCUAAAGGCGCAAACUACGAUAAUCUUCCAAAUGAUCUUCCGAGUCACACAAAAUCUACGGCUGAAGCAGAUGCGAAAGCUCCCGCAGUGAAAACUGAGAAACCAAAGAAAGCCUCCGAGACUCAAGCAAUAUCUGGUGCAGAAUUACCUGGUUUGGCAAUAUCGAAAAUCGAUGUAAAUGCAAAGCCCAUGUAUGAGCCAGCCGGAAAACCAAUUACACAAAUCAAUAUUGAUGAAGACCUCAAUGAAAAUGACAAACCUUGGAGAAGGCCCGGCACAGACAUAUCGGAUUAUUUCAACUACGGUUUUGACGAGUUUACCUGGGCUCUCUACGCCAACAAACAAGAAUCAUUGCGCUCGGAAUUUGACCCCAAUAAAAUCGCACAGAAUAACAAGAAGAUGUUUGAGGAUAUGAAUAUGAUGAUGGCAAUGGGUGGAAUGCCCGGUAUGCCAGCUGGAGGCGGAAUGCCUGGGAUGGAGGGAAUGACACCAGAAAUGAUGCAACAAAUGCAACAAAUGAUGGCGGCAAGUGGGAUGGAUCCUAGUCAGAUGGACCCCUCAAUGUUUGGGGGCGCGAAUCCAGCAGGUGGGGCGGGUGGUUUUGGAGGUCAAUUUGGUGGUGGAGGUUUUGAUCAAAAUAUGAUGGCGUCAGGCGGCGAAAGUAGUAAUCGUGGAGGAGGCUUUGGAAGAGGCAGAGGCAGAAGGGGAAGAGGAAAUUGGUAG
This is a messenger RNA of Sclerotinia sclerotiorum 1980 UF-70, 942 nucleotides long. RefSeq lists its product as hypothetical. Gene Ontology annotation, molecular function: RNA binding. The transcript is spliced from 4 exons. Bases 1 to 942 code for a protein of 313 amino acids. Lineage: Eukaryota; Fungi; Ascomycota; Leotiomycetes; Helotiales; Sclerotiniaceae. The record is from RefSeq and is a predicted model, not a curated record. Gene Ontology annotation, cellular component: mRNA cleavage and polyadenylation specificity factor complex.